Messenger RNA from Suillus fuscotomentosus, 405 nucleotides. RefSeq lists its product as uncharacterized. NCBI's taxonomy places the organism in Eukaryota, Fungi, Basidiomycota, Agaricomycetes, Boletales, Suillaceae. The annotation marks the transcript as partial. The transcript has a single exon. The record is from RefSeq and is a predicted model, not a curated record.
AUGCUGCCCCCCGCGUUGAGUGGCGACACAAAGACAGCAAGUGAUAUACUUGACGAAUGGGGUACCGACGUGUUUGUAACGGAGAUUAAGAAAUGUGGUGAGGUCUUGCAGCGUCAUUGGUGUCGAGCCGUGUGUCAUAAAUAUGGAAAUGACAAUCAAUGCAGGUUCCUUUUCCCUCAUGAGAUCGUUGAAGCCUCGCAUUUUGAUCCUGAGAACAACGCAAUUGUCUUUGUGUGUCGUGAUGCAACGGUGAACUACUUCAAUCCGUACCUCCUUGUUUUUUGCAGACAUAACCAUGAUUUAAAGUGCAUACUGUCCGGAAAGGGAGCAAAGGCUGCAAUGUUUUACAUCUCAGACUACAUUACGAAGAUGGAUGUCAAGACUUAUGAGAUGCUCUCUCUUCUG